CUAUAACUAUCCCGCACUUGACCGCCAGAUGCCGACGACGAUAAUCCAAGUUUUCUAAGAUAACUUUAAUACUCAAGUUUUAUAUUGGACGAGUACGAGUGUGAAAUAAUAGGAAUGCUCACAGUUUUACCGCAAAUUACGAGUGACCGCCAAGCCGCGUGCAAGUGAACAAUAAUAAUUGACAUUCUUAUUAUAAGGUACACCACGCGUGGUGUAUAAAGCCAUCAGAACCAAAUAUUUUUCGUCUAUUUUUCGAUCUAUAAAUCUCCUAUAGAUUUAUAAAUUAUAUAUAAGUGAACGGCUUCGAAAUGUCGUAUUACCCACCAGCGGUGGUUGCGAUCGUGCUGAUCACUUUGCUGUCGACAGAGUACUCCCAUGGCCAAGUUGCGUCGAAUAAUGAGUCCGUCGUGGCGUUAAAUGCUGGAGCAAGUACUUUGGAUGCCGGUAUUCCUGGGUCGUGGGUCUCUGAUCUUUUCUACCAAGCUUUGGCGAAUUUCACCGUGCGACAUGUAGGAAGUUCCGAGUGCCGCAAACAAGUCGAGAUUUACGACAACAGUUUACGAAAUUACACCAGUUGGGCCGUUAGAAUGUCCGAAUCCUGGAACCGUUAUCCCGUUGGUAUACUGGCAGGUAAUAGAUAUCAAAUGGGGGUCUAUGAUGAAUGUGUUGAUGUGCAUCAUCCAAUAAGAGGACAGUAUUGUUUGUCUGAAAUAAAACUAUUUCCACCAGAGGGAAAAAAUUAUGGUUUCAAUAGAACGGAAAAUCUAGACGAUUUUGGCAACAAUCAUGCAUGGAAAACAGUACUCGGGUGGGUGGAUUAUCCAGAUCAAGUUCAACGAAAUAGUUUAAAUUUAGGAAUCUGCAUUCCGAAUUCUUGUACAGCAACAGAUCUUCAAACAUCAUUGCAAAACGAACUGGACAAGGUGUUUUUACCAGAGCAGUUCAAAACUGUUGUUAAAGUAAAUCCGCUCUUGUGUACUGUUAGUGGAGACAUGUAUCCUUACAAUACAGCAUAUUACGUGACCAACGUGAUUUUAGGAGUGCUAUUUUUAAUUUGUGGCGUUUCGACAGCUCAUCAUUAUAUAGCAUUAUCUCGCCAGCAAGAGAAGAAAGAAGACGAGAGAGAAGUUCCAAAAUCAUUUUUCUACAUAUUUUCUUUUAUUCAUUCGUUUAAAAUAUUAUUGAAAUUUGAUAAAGAAAACGAAUUUAAUAUGCUAAAUGGUUGGAAAGCGAUUUUGAUGUUUACAAUUUUAAUGGGUCACAGAUUUAUGUAUUUAGUUGGAAAUCCAAUAACUAAUCCUAAAUUCAUAGAAAAUAUGUACCUCAACGGACGCCAGCUUUAUUUGACUAGUAUGAACUUGACUGAUCCUUUUUUUUUCAUAACUGGUUUUUUGAUAUAUUCAACAUUAUUACCGAUUUAUAAAAAAUCAGAAAAGGCAUCAGUCUUGGUACAACUUAUUAUGCCAAUUGUCUACAGAAUUGUCAGAAUAUUACCGGCUUAUUGUGCGAUGAUGGCGAUCACUGCUCACAUCGUACCCCACCUCGGAGACGGCCCGCUAUGGCCUCAUAAAACUUGGGACGAAGCAGAUAUAUGUAAAAACUAUUGGUGGACCAAUAUGUUAUUCAUAAGUAAUUUAAUCGAUUCAAAGUAUGAAUGCCUCAUAGUCAGUUGGUACAUAUCGUGUGAUGUUCAAUUUUGCGUACUUGGAGUUAUUAUUGUUUACAUUUACACAAAGAACAUUAAAUUCGGGAUUGGAUUAUUGAUUGCAAUUCUUGGUGUAUCUAUAUCCGUGCCAUUCGUAAUCACAAUAUUGACAAAAAGAGAUGGAAUAAUUAAAAUACUUAUUCCAUUCUUAGAAAACACACGAUAUUCCGCAACAUUUAAUGAGUCAUACAGAGCAAGUUACGUGCGAGGUUUUCCUUUUUUUAUAGGUAUAGCAACAGGUAUAAUCAUUGAAAAAUUAAAGGAAAACAAAGUAAAAUUUUCACAAAUAACUGUCUACGUUGGAACGUUCACUAUUAGCGUAAUUUGUUUAUGGGUUCAAUUUUAUGGAGCUAUAUUUUAUAAGAGAGAUAGACCUUAUUAUCUAUUAGAUAGGCUCUAUACUCAACAUUUAAUCAUUGCACAUGGUCAUAUUAUUUUCAUGGAUACUUGUUUGCCAUUUCACAAGUGGUUAUGGUCUACUACUAAAAUUCUUUAGUAAUAGAUUCAUUGUACCAAUGGGAAGACUUUCGUAUUCCGUUUUCUUAGUCAACCUCACUGUUAUGAUGAUAUCACAGAGUCGAAUGAGAUCACCUCAUUAUCUUUCAAAAGCAAUUGUGAUUGAUGCUUGGUUAUAUGAUUUAUUGAAAAGUUAUUUAUUCGGCUUACUAUUAUUCCUGGUUGUUGAGGCACCAGUAGGAAGUUUGGCGACAAAAUGUAUUAAACGGAAGUAAAACAUUAUUGUUUUUAUAUAUAAUAUAUUAUUGUCAAUAGUUUUGAUAUUGUAAAAUUCUCAAAAAGUACCUAUAUUUAUUACUAUUUUUUGUAUCUAUACCUAAUUUAUUUUUAAUUGAUGUAUAUGAAUAAACUUAUAUUUGUAUU
Messenger RNA from Acyrthosiphon pisum (pea aphid), 2584 nucleotides. Its product is annotated as nose resistant to fluoxetine protein 6. The transcript is spliced from 12 exons. The record is from RefSeq and is a predicted model, not a curated record. Bases 309 to 2201 code for a protein of 630 amino acids. Gene Ontology annotation, molecular function: acyltransferase activity, transferring groups other than amino-acyl groups. NCBI's taxonomy places the organism in Eukaryota, Metazoa, Arthropoda, Insecta, Hemiptera, Aphididae.